AUGCCUUCAAGAUCAUCCCUUCCUCUGGCCUUCGGUCUUGCAUCUCUUGCUGCCGCCAACCCAUUUGCUCGAUCUAACUCUGGCCCUUGUGACAUCUAUGCCAAUGGCGGUACACCUUGCGUAGCUGCGCACAGCUCUACUCGUGCCCUGUUUGGCAGCUAUUCGAAGGGUCUCUACCAGGUGAAGCGAGCCUCAGAUGGCCAAACCACCGACAUUCGUCCGCGCUGGACUGGUGGUGUUGCCGACGGUAGUGCCCAAGACCGAUUUUGCUCGGGUACCACUUGCCUCAUCACCAGAAUUUACGACCAAUCUGGUCAUGGCAACGACCUUACGCAAGCUCCACCUGGUGGUGCCGCCCAGGGCCCAGCAUCCGGCGGCUAUGACAACCUGGCCAGUGCUACUGGUGCACCAGUUAGCUUGAACGGACAGAAGGCAUAUGGUAUAUACGUAACCCCAGGAGUUGGAUACCGCAACGAUCGGACGAACGGUGUGGCGACUGGUAACUCGGCGGAAGGCAUCUACGCCGUGCUCGAUGGCACUCACUACAAUAACAAAUGUUGCUUCGACUACGGUAACGCCGAAACUGACAACAAUGAUGAUGGUGCUGCCGCUAUGGAAGCCAUAUACUUUGGCAACGAGCCCGGCUACGGCAGCGGCGCAGGUAGUGGACCAUGGCUUCUUGCCGAUUUGGAGAAUGGCGUCUUCUCCACCAACAGCGCCACGCAAAACACGAACGAUCCGACAAUCACCAACCGCUUCUUCACUGGGGUCUUGAAGGGCAACUCGAACAAUCAUUGGGCUCUUCGUGGCGGCAAUGCCCAGUCUGGUAGUCUUAACACUUUCUUCAGCGGGCCCAGACCAUCGGGCUACAACCCUAUGAAGAAGCAGGGUGCUAUUAUUCUCGGUAUCGGUGGUGAUAACAGUGAUGGUGCUCAGGGUACCUUCUACGAGGGUGUCAUGACCACCGGCUACCCAUCAGACGACACCGAGAAUUCGGUGCAGGCAAACAUUGUCGCUGCGAAAUACUCGACAUGA
This is a messenger RNA of Recurvomyces mirabilis, 1035 nucleotides long. RefSeq lists its product as uncharacterized. The record is from RefSeq and is a predicted model, not a curated record. Gene Ontology annotation, molecular function: alpha-L-arabinofuranosidase activity. Bases 1 to 1035 code for a protein of 344 amino acids. The transcript is spliced from 4 exons. Gene Ontology annotation, biological process: arabinose metabolic process; pectin catabolic process; arabinan metabolic process. Lineage: Eukaryota; Fungi; Ascomycota; Dothideomycetes; Mycosphaerellales; Teratosphaeriaceae.